This is a messenger RNA of Seriola aureovittata, 949 nucleotides long. It is a transcript of the gene urp1, whose product is annotated as urotensin-related peptide 1. The transcript has 5 exons. Lineage: Eukaryota; Metazoa; Chordata; Actinopteri; Carangiformes; Carangidae. The record is from RefSeq and is a predicted model, not a curated record. Gene Ontology annotation, molecular function: hormone activity. Gene Ontology annotation, biological process: blood vessel diameter maintenance; regulation of blood pressure. The coding region runs from base 92 to 499 and encodes 135 amino acids. Gene Ontology annotation, cellular component: extracellular region.
UUGUGAUGGAUGGCCACUGAGGGUAUAUAAGUGAAGUUCUCAGUCGGGCUGAGGUAUAGUCCAGAUCGGGUCAUCUAAAGAUAGAGGCACCAUGCUUUCUGUAGCUCUGUUUUACCUUGUAGCUGUGAUUUGUUCUGCAAGACGGACACAUGCCCUACCUCUGUACCCUGAUACCAACCUGGAGCCACAGCCGGAUUUCAUUCAGAAAUUAGUGUCAGAGGUCGAGGAUGGGUCCAACACUGCCGAGGGGGAGCAGAGAGAGAAUAAUCUGUAUCCUCUACUGAUGCAGCGCAACGGAGGCCGAGACUCUUGGAACACAGGGGCAAAAGGUUCAGCACAACAAGAUAAGUUUGCGAACAUGGUUGAGGACCUCAAAGAAACGGUUUUGAAGCUGGCAGCGGCCGACAAACUUCGCUCUCAGGGUUUCCUCAGAUCAGAGCAGAACUUACCAAAAACAAACAAAAGAGCGUGUUUCUGGAAAUACUGUGUGACCAACUAGAGCGCAGCAGCAGCAGCAGCAGCAGCAGCGGCAGCGGCGGCGGCGGCGGCAGCGGCGGCGGCAGCGGCGGCGGCGGCGGCAGUGGCGGCGGCAGCAGCGGCGGCAGCGGCAGCAGCGGCAGCGGCAGCGGCAGCAGCAGCACAUCUGGUGUGAUUCUUGCAGGGCCGGGGCGGAAACGCCUUCACUCUCCAUCACCGUUUGUGUUUCCCACCAAACAGUAUAUUCAUCGUCUAAACUGUAUCAGCAGAAAAUAUAUUUUUGGAGUUGUAAAAUGAUCUUUUUCUGUGGCUGAGAAUAAAGUUGAAUAUCUGAAAAGUCAUUUAUGUGACCUGCUUUCGGUUUUGAAUUUUAAGAUAAAUAUUUAUGGUUUGAGAUGUAAAGAAGGACGAUGAAAGUCAGGAUUGUUUCUGCAUUUUUUCCCACAAGGCAGCAUUAAAGCACUAGUCAGCA